CACAAAAAAAAAAAAAAAAAAAAAAAAAGAAAAAGGAAAAAGAGUGGGACUGGUAGUUUUACUUUUUCCGAGCUUCUUUCCUUUAACGAUAAAGUUGCAGAGUCGGAUGACAAUAAAACCAUAAGCAGAAGAAGCAGUAGUGAAACAACACCAACCAAAUCAAUCAAAAACUCAAAUAGCACCAAAAAAAUCAUUUUACUCUAAGAGGGUUUUGAAGCGACCACUGGUGGGAUUAGUUGACUCGCCCUCACUCGAAUUUUCACUCACACGCCAUGCCUCACCUCUUGCACGAACAGCCACUGUUAAUCAAUUCCGACGAUGACCAGAGAGAGACCGCUUAUGACUCGGACGAGAAGGUACACAUCGUCGGCGUCGAAGAAACCGACGCCGAUGAUUACCGAACGCCGCCGUUUUCUUGGAAGAAGCUCUGGCUCUUCACGGGUCCUGGGUUCUUGAUGAGCAUCGCUUUCCUUGAUCCUGGAAACCUGGAGGGUGAUCUCCAAUCAGGUGCCAUUGCUGGGUACUCACUGUUGUGGCUGCUACUUUGGGCCACGGCUAUGGGUCUCCUCGUUCAGCUUCUGUCGGCUCGGCUCGGCGUGGCUACUGGGCGCCACUUGGCCGAGCUUUGCAGGGAUGAAUACCCCAGAUGGGCUCGAUUGGUGCUGUGGGUUAUGGCGGAGUUGGCUCUGAUAGGUGCUGAUAUACAGGAGGUAAUUGGGAGUGCUAUUGCCCUUAAGAUUUUGACUAAUGGGAUUUUGCCUCUUUGGGCUGGGGUUAUCAUAACGGCUUUGGAUUGUUUUAUCUUCCUGUUUCUUGAGAAUUAUGGUGUGAGGAAAUUGGAAGCAGUUUUUGCAGUUCUAAUUGCAAUAAUGGCAGUCUCAUUUGCAUGGAUGUUUGGUGAAACUAAGCCUAAUGGAACAGAACUUCUUUUAGGUAUUUUGGUUCCAAAACUUAGCUCCAGAACAAUAAGGCAGGCUGUUGGAGUUGUAGGUUGCAUUAUCAUGCCUCACAAUGUAUUCCUGCACUCUGCUCUUGUACAAUCAAGGGAUAUCGAUAACACCAAGAGAGGCAGAGUCCAGGAAGCUCUAAAUUACUAUAGCAUAGAGUCCACUCUUGCCCUAAUAGUCUCCUUCAUUAUCAAUUUAUUUGUCACAACCGUUUUUGCCAAAGGGUUUUAUGGUACAGAACUGGCUGAUAGUAUUGGCCUUGUGAAUGCUGGGCAGUAUCUUCAAGAUAAAUAUGGGGGAGGGUUGUUUCCCAUUUUAUACAUCUGGGGUAUUGGGUUAUUAGCAGCUGGCCAGAGUAGCACCAUUACAGGAACUUAUGCUGGGCAGUUUAUCAUGGGAGGUUUCCUAGAUAUGAGGUUGAAAAAAUGGAUGAGAGCAUUGAUCACUCGAAGCUUCGCAAUUGUUCCAACUAUAAUUGUUGCUCUUGUGUUUGAUACCUCGGAGUCCUCACUGGAUAUUUUGAACGAGUGGCUUAAUGUGCUUCAGUCGAUUCAAAUCCCUUUUGCACUUAUUCCCCUGCUUUGUUUGGUGUCAAAGGAGCAGGUGAUGGGAACUUUCAGAAUUGGCUCUAUACUCAAGACAGUUUCCUGGAUUGUGGCUGGCCUGGUGAUGAUCAUCAACGGGUAUCUUUUGGUUGAUUUCUUUUCCACUGAAGCGCAAGGAGUGGUGUUUGGCAGUGUAGUCUGCGCUUUCACUGCUGCAUAUGUUGCAUUCAUAGUUUACCUUGUUUCUCGUGUCUUCAACUUUUCUUCAAACUGGUUCGGUCAGAAGAGGCCUACAGAUGCAGUAAACUAAAUUACCAUCUUCAUUGCCCUGUCCUGCUGCUAGAAAAUCAAAACCUGCAGCAUUAGCAAUUGCCAACAGUUGAAUGGCUGAACAGCGCAAUUUUUAAGUGUACGGCUAUAUAGAUCUAUUUGUGUACAAAAGUGUAACUCACUAGUAAGAUGUUGUUUCUGUAUGGUAAAGAGCUCGUUUAUUUGAUUUCUGUUGUACAUGGAGCCAAGGGAAACAAGGCUAGGAAGCAGUCUCUGUAUGCUUUUGAAAACCUGAUCGCAUAAUGCUGUAGCUACACUGAUCGAUUAGCAGCUAACAACAUGAUCAAAAUUAACAAUUUAGACUUGGGCAAUAUAAAUUGGAAUUUUUCUUCAA
Molecule: messenger RNA, 2156 nt
Organism: Ziziphus jujuba (common jujube)
Lineage: Eukaryota; Viridiplantae; Streptophyta; Magnoliopsida; Rosales; Rhamnaceae
Product: metal transporter Nramp3.2
Exons: 4
Coding region: 273-1802 (509 amino acids)
Biological process (GO): defense response to bacterium; metal ion transport; positive regulation of reactive oxygen species metabolic process
Cellular component (GO): vacuolar membrane
Molecular function (GO): cadmium ion transmembrane transporter activity; manganese ion transmembrane transporter activity
Source: RefSeq, a predicted model, not a curated record